UGAUGUAAUGCCGGUAUUAUCGUGAACUUCCUACCGGUGCAGUUUGUAGCAUUUUAUACAAUGGACAUAACUGAGAACGAGCAUAAUUUAAAUAUUGUCGGGCGGCCGUAUCUCAGUUCUUUAUGAUUAACGACAUUAGGUAGUUUAUUAGGACCAAAACUGAGCGUGUGCUUAUCGGCGGCGGGAAGCGGGAGAGCGGUAUCUGGAGCACAUUUGUGGCAUCCGCGUAGCCCAAGUCUUUUUUUAGUCGCGUUGUUUUACGAGCUUCAGUUUAUGGUCGUAACUCGCCCGGUGCGGAAGUCUGUCUGACUCUUGAAAUGGGGCAUUCUGGAAACAUGACAACGUUCAGAGGGAUAUAUAUUGUAAUUUUUCUUUGUUUUGGCCUGGCUUAUGGAAAGGAAACUGUCAAAGUGGUCACAGUUGCUACAGAGGAUAACCAUGGCUUGCAACGAUUCUUGCACUCGGCUACUGUGUAUGGCAUUGACGUGAAGGUGCUUGGCAAAGGUCAAAAAUGGACAGGAGGAGACAUGAACUAUGCUGGUGGUGGCCAGAAGAUAAAUUUACUUAAAGACUACAUCAAAGGGCUCACAAAGGAAGAGGAUAAAGAGCAAAUCAUUCUCUUCACAGACAGUUAUGACGUCAUGUUCCUGGGGUCCAUAGAAGAGAUUCUCCAGAAAUUUAAAUCAUUUAGAAAUACCAGAGUGCUAUUUUCUGCUGAGCAGUUCUGUUGGCCGGAUGUGAAGCUUGCAACCAUGUAUCCUAAAACAGAGUUUUCCAGCCCAUACCUUAACUCUGGAGGAUUUAUGGGGUACUUGCCAGAAAUUUCUGAGAUAGUUAAUUACAAACCUAUCAAUGACAAAGAUGAUGAUCAGCUGUAUUAUACUAAAAUAUAUUUGGAUAAGACUACAAGAGAAUCUCUAAAAAUCUCACUUGACCAUGACUCAGCCAUUUUCCAAAAUUUAAAUGGAGCUUUAUCGGAUGUUCAGUUGAUUGCCAACUCUACAGAAGAAUGGCCUUACAUUACAAAUGUGGCCACAAAGCAACGCCCUUUGAUAGUUCACGGCAACGGCCCUUCCAAGCUCACCCUUAACCACUUGGGCAACUACUUGGCUAAAUCCUGGUCAGCUACUGAGGGCUGUGCAUUGUGUAGUGCCAAGAAAAUACUACUUAAGGAAGAAGAGUUACCAUUAGUUAUGCUGGCAGUAUUCAUCGAGCAACCUACACCAUUCUUGGAAGAGUUUCUUAAACAAUUAAUUGACAUUAACUACCCAAAAGAAAAACUGCACUUGCUUCUGCGGAACAAUGUAGAGUAUCAUGAGUCAGACGUAGAUGAGUGGUUCCAAACCUACAGCCGAAAGUAUGCUACAGCGAAGCGCAUAAAGCCUGGCGACUUCAUAACAGAAGCAGAAGCUAGGAACACGGCUAAGGAGCGUUGCCUGGGCAGUUCGUGCGACUACCUGUUCUCCAUCGACAGCCUGGCCCGCGUGACCCCGGACACCCUGCGAUACUUGCUAUCUUCCGGCUAUGACGUCAUCGCUCCCAUGCUUAAACGCUAUGAAGGAGCCUGGUCCAAUUUCUGGGGGGCAAUAAACUCGCAAGGUUUCUACGCAAGGUCUGCAGAUUACAUGGACAUCGCAUUUCACGCCAUAAGAGGGAUCUGGAACGUGCCGUUCAUCACCAACUGCUACCUGAUGAAGAUGGCCACCUUCCGUACGGGCGCUGCCAAGACCGUUGACUUCCACAAGGAGGGCGUGGACCCCGACAUGGCUUUCUGCGCAAACCUCAGAGAUCUCGGCGUGUUCAUGCACGUGAGCAACGAGUUGGAGUUCGGGCACCUGGUGAACCCCGAGAGCUUCGACACCUCCCGCACGCACCCCGACGUCUACCAGGUCAUGGACAACAAGCCGGACUGGGAGGCGCGCUACUUGCAUCCAGACUACGCUGCCAAUUUCGAAGAGGGCAAAAAACCCGCGAUGCCCUGUCCCGAUGUAUACUGGUUCCCAAUGAUAUCUAUGCGGUUCUGCAAGGAGUGGAUUGAGGUCAUGGAGGCGUUUGGCCAGUGGAGUGAUGGAUCCAAUAAUGACAAGCGUCUGGAGGGCGGAUACGAGGCGGUGCCGACGCGGGACAUCCACAUGACACAAGUGGGCCUGGACAAGCACUGGUUGCACAUCUUGAAGGAGUACGUGCGGCCGUUGCAGGAAAUGGUCUUCACUGGUUACUACCACAACCCGCCGGUGUCGCUGAUGAAUUUCGUGGUGCGCUACCGGCCCGACGAGCAGCCGUCGCUGCGCCCGCACCACGACUCAUCCACCUACACCAUCAACCUGGCCCUCAACACGCCCAAGCUGGACUACGAGGGCGGCGGCUGCCGGUUCCUGCGCUACAACUGCUCGGUGACCAACACGCGGCCCGGCUGGCUGCUCAUGCACCCGGGGCGGCUCACGCACUUCCACGAGGGCCUGCGCGUCACCGCCGGCACGCGCUACAUCAUGAUCUCCUUCGUCGACCCGUAGGCGCCUGCCACACACACUAUCCUUACUGUCUUCAUCUACAUCCAUAUCAAAACUUCUCUACAAUAUGCUGCAUCUGUUAGUACAUCGUCAUUUUUACUUUACGGUAUUGACAACCGAUAUUUUAUAUUACAUUCUAAUUUAAAACAUUCUAUUCUUCUGAACAAAAGGAAGCAACAAAAAUAUUUGCUAUUAUCGGACUCGUUAUUUGUUUUGUUUCAAAUUUCAAAUGUUUAAAAUGUUGAUAGUCUUAUUUAAUAAUGAAGCCAUAGUUAUAUCUCUUCUGUACAUAGUGUACAAUUGUAGAAAACGUAUUAUAUGAAUGUAGAUAAAGUAAUGUAUGCCACUGUACAUAAUUAGGCAAUAGACACUCGUGUUAUCAUACUAUGUAACUUGCCUUUGGCUCAUUUCAUAAAACAACACGUGUAUGAUGCCUCUCAUUAUGCAGCAGUCAUAUAAAUAACUAUUAAGCCUAUACUUGACGGGUGUAAUGUUACCGACUGAAACCAACAUUAUUCACAGACUACGUACUUAUGUAACUGUAUUUAUAAAAAAAAAACUACCAGGUUCUAUAAUUAUAUAAUCUACUAAGUACAUAGAUACAGGACAACUGACUAAUUUCUUUCUUACAAAUACAAAAGGUCAUAAAACGGAUAAAAGCAAACGAUUUACAGCUAAUUUAAGCUUGCGAUACGUUUACGAAUAAUGCCAUUGCUAAGCAAAGUAAAAUGUACUGUAACCCUUAUAUUUUGGGACUUUUCUCUGUCGAUUUUAUUUACUUAUUAUUCUAAAAGUGAAGCAAACUAUGUUAAUUUAUUUAUUUUCUAAUUACACAGCCGUAUUGCCGUAGCUUCACGCAAUGUCUUCUUAAGUAAAUAGGUGGAAGUAGUGUGUAUUGUUUGGGAGACCUAACUUCCUGUUUUUGACACACAACAUAACCCUAAUAUAUGUGUAUAUUACAUUAUGCGCAUUGUAAUAUACCAUACCCUUUGAAACUAUAAUAUAUAUACAGCAGUGGCGGCUGGUGAAAAUUUCUGCAAGGCAACAUCAAAGUAAAAAGAAAGCUAUCUUACCAUUAGGUACUUUACUAGUAAUCAAUAUUAGGCAAGGCGGUGGGAAUCGGCUUGUAUGGAUUAGCCGCUGCUGAUAUACAGUUCUGUAAAGUUGCUUAAUAGAAAAAGUUUGUGGUUUUUGUAUAAAGUCCGCCUUUUGUAUUACAAGUUUUUCUUUUUGUACAAUAAAGCUAAAAUAAAUAAAUAAUGAUAUAAGGCCAUGCAGAGAACUUAAACACAAUUAAUUGCUUGUGAUAUUUUACAAGUAAAUUGUGAAAAUUUAAAAUUUGAAAAUCUUGGCCUCAUCAGUACAAACUUUUAUAGAGAACUCUCUAAUUGAAAGUUACAUCUCUCAUUAAUAAUUCUCUCUUUUCCCGCAAAUUGUGUCGCUUAACUUCUUCAAACUUGGGCCAUUCUGCUACUAGUGUAAGGUUGAUUAUCUUUCAAAUCAUAAUAUAUAUAUAUAUAUAUAUAUAUUUUAUAUAAUCAACCUUAAAGCAGAAUGGAUUUACCCAAGUUUGAGGUUAAGCUACACAAUUAGAUUUUUUGUAUCUUCAUGUAGUAGAGUAACUUCAUUCCUCUACAAUAAAAAAAUCGAGGUAAGGUGUGAUUUUUGAUAUGAAGUAAAAAUAUUCUAAUUAGUUUUUAAGGUUGAGAUAGAUGCCAAAAGUUAGGUUUAUAAUAAAGGAAUAUGUGUAGCAAGUACGGUUACUAAUGUUACUAUACUUUUAGCUUGUUUGAGUACAAACAAUAGAUCACUAAACUAAAUUGCCAGUUACUGGCCCUCUUCCAAUAACUGACCACCUUAUAGUAAUCAUAAUUCAUUUCAGUACUUGGUGGCCAAUUAGUAAUUUACCCUACACUUUUUUUAAUGACAUCCCUAAUAGUAGUAUUAACAAGCCAAGAUUAAUUGACUUUAUUGUAUCCCGAACAACUUUGGCCCGAUGACAGUAACAACAUUAUAGUUUAAAAAAAAAACGCGCUUAACCCCACCCCACGCUUUUUGACUUUCUUUGAAUUUUUGUUUUUUUAAACUACAUAUAACAUAAAUCUUUACACUAAGAAACAAAAGCGGAUUUUUUUUUAUCCUCCUAGUCAGAACUUCAUAAAGCUAUGAGAUUAUUGUCAUCGGCCCUUGACCCCUGUUCAAAUUUUCAAGUUAAUCAGACUCCUAGACGUAGGUGAAAAAGAAGUUAAAAAAUUCCGUUACCUACAUACAGGUCAAGCUAAUGAAAGCAAGUUAAAAAUGGUACUAAUAGUGUUGUUUAAUGUUAAAAGCUAUGAUGAAAUAUUGCGGUUUUCGGAACGAAUACAAGUGUAAAGUGGGACACCAUGUAAAUUGAUAAAAUCAAGAAUCCAAUUGUCUAAUAUAGAAAACCUUUAUUUUGUAUUUUACAUGAACAUACAAUUUUGUAGCAGUACACUGUUUAUCGGUUUUUAAUUAUAAAAAAUUGUCUGUUAGCUGUUCUUUUCUUGCCUCUCUAGUUUUCAAUAAAUUUAUUAUUGUAUAAAUAUAUAUGUUCAGUACAGAUGUAGUGCGAAAAUAUUUGCCUUCGUAUUGUUACGGCAACGUACGAGCGUGUCAUGCUAUGAUGCUAUUUCAGUCAGUCUCAGUACUAUACCUACAAGUUGUACUGACAUUGACUGAACUAGCAUGACAAAUACGAACGUUUCCGGAAAAAUACGAAGGAAACCCUUUUCGCACUACAUCUGUGGUAUUGACUACUUUAAGCAUGAAUUAAGAGUGGAGCCUUGUUUUGAGUAUGUAGGUAUUUGAAACACUGAUUUAAACUUACUCGAUUUUUACACACAAGUAUUUAAAAUUGCAAACGGGACUGCUGCUCUACUGUUGCUGUCUGCUCCGAGACCAUGGGGACAAUGCUGUCCUUUAAACGUAGGAGGUCAGUGUUAAAAACAUAAUAAUACGCGAUUAAGUCCCGUUUGCAAUUUUAAAUACAUAUACUGAUUUUAUAAUAGCCCGUACGAGUAACUGUUUUAGUUGGGUUCUGUUGGACUCUAUUCUUCUAGAAUGUAUUUCUUAUACCUAUUCUAGAAAGCCAGUGGUACGUAUACUCAUGGUCUUGUAUUGUUAAAUAAGUAAUUAAUAUAUAAUAUACUCGAUAUGAAAAUUAA
Leguminivora glycinivorella is the source of this 5695-nucleotide messenger RNA. RefSeq names its product procollagen-lysine,2-oxoglutarate 5-dioxygenase (gene Plod). The coding region runs from base 318 to 2513 and encodes 731 amino acids. Lineage: Eukaryota; Metazoa; Arthropoda; Insecta; Lepidoptera; Tortricidae. The record is from RefSeq and is a predicted model, not a curated record. The transcript is spliced from 13 exons. Gene Ontology annotation, biological process: peptidyl-lysine hydroxylation. Gene Ontology annotation, molecular function: iron ion binding; L-ascorbic acid binding; procollagen-lysine 5-dioxygenase activity. Gene Ontology annotation, cellular component: endoplasmic reticulum.